AUGCCGUUCAUGUUGUCUUGGCCCAAUUCGGUCUUCUAUGGUGAGGAAGAUGUUAUCGACACCCCACGGCCGAAGGAGCUGUCCCAGACCCCAACAAAUGUGAGCCAUUUCGAGGCCUUGACCACUCGAAGUUUGACGCUCGUUCGGACGAGGGAAUCAGGCAAGGAUUCGGGGCCCCCUCCGGACGGCGGCUUCAGGGCAUGGUUCCAGACCCUGAAGCGACCGCCCUCUGAUAUAUCCUGGGUUGGCAGUAUUCAGAUCUUUCUACUGUUCUUUAUUGGGACUUUCUCGGGACGUGCCACCGACGCCGGAUACUUCAAAGUCAUCCUGAUUCUCGGGGCUAUACUCGAGCUAUUUUGCAUCUUUAUGACUUCCCUGUGCACUCAGUACUGGCAACUGUUUCUGGCACAGGGGGUCGGCCAGGGGAUUGGCUGCGGGCUCAUGUUUUGCCCGACUAUUGCUCUGAUUCCGACGUAUUUUACUAAGAAACGAGCCAUCGCGAUUGGCAUAACAGCCUCGGGAUCGGCCACAGGAGGGCUGGUCUUUCCGGCGGUGGUCAUGCGGCUUCUACCCCAGAUUGGGUACGGAUGGACGGUGCGAACGUUGGGCUUCAUUUCGCUAGCUACGUUGACACCUUGCUUGAUCUUUCUUCAGCAAAGGCUGCCACCCCGUCGUAGUGGACCACUGAUCGAGUUAACCGCCUUCCGGGAGACUUCCUAUGCGCUCUUUGCGCUGGGAAUGUUCCUGAACUUUUGGGGUCUCUACGUGGGGUUCUUCUAUAUCAGCAGCUUUGCGCAAGAAAUCGUCCGCGUCUCUGAGUCUACCUCGAUUGAUGUGCUUCUGGUGAUGAAUGGGGUAGGCCUGGUGGGUCGCUUGAUCCCCAACCUACUGGCGGACUGGUACACAGGCCCGUUGAAUAUGCUCAUCCCUUUCAGCCUGAUAACUGGAGUAGUGGCCUACUGCUGGGCGGUGGUAGGGAGCUAUAACGGUCUGUACGCUUUCAGUGCCUUCUAUGGGCUUGCAGCGGCCGGCAUCCAAUCCUUGUUUCCUGCCACAUUAAGUACAUUGACCACCGACUUGAAAAAGGCAGGAGUUCGCAUGGGGAUGGUGUUGAGUGUAGUGGCAGUGGCCGCCCUUAUUGGCCCCCCUAUCGCGGGAGCUCUGAUGUUCAUGGGGAGUGCCAUUCUAGCGGGCACAUUGACUUUGAUUGCAGCGCGCACAAGCAGAUUAGGCCUUCGUGAUGUUCAACCCAUUGAUAAAGAUGGAAAUCCUGUUGGCCUUUGGAGGGAUCCCGAGGAGAACAAUCUCUCUUCUGCCGAGGAAGAGGAAUCUUCCGAAUCAGGCUCCGAAGAGUCAUCCGACAAUGAUGAUGAUGAACCUUCCAACAACGCCAGACCCGGUCCGUCUUCCAUACCUGUUGCGAGCAGCAGCGGUACGAACGAAAUGACGCGUGAGGAGCGGCGUGCGGCCGCCAAAGCGAAAAAGCAGGCUGCCCAGGCUCGCCGGAUGCACACCGCCGCUCAACCGGGUGACCUGCCCCCUUCGAACUCAGACGAAUCAGGCAACGAUACCGACGACGAUGACGACGACCUACCAGCCAAUCCCAACCACACGGCCAAAUCACGCUCCCAGCUCAGCGACAACCAGGAAGACGCGCAAGAGCCGCAAGGCGAUUUAUCGCAGUUGUCGCGGCGGGAGCGUGAGGCGAUCGAGGCUCAUCAGGCGCGACAACGCUACUUGAAGCUUCACGCCGAGGGUAAGACAGAGGAGGCUCGCUCCGACUUGGCCCGCUUGGCGAUCGUUCGCGAACAGCGUGAGGCCGAUCGGCUGCGCAAGGAAGCCGAGAAAGAGGAGAAGGUCGAGCUCGCGAAGCAGCGCGCCGCCGAACGAGAUGCCAAGUUGCAAGCUGCCAAGGGUGGGAAGAAGAAAGGUGCGCCAAAGAGAAAGUAAACGCUACGCAAUAGACAUCUCCAAUUUGGUUUUACUUCCCGCUGCCGCUGGUGCACGUCAUUUACAUUGAUUUUGUAUAGGUUUUGGAAUCAUGAUUGGCCUUACUUCCCCUUCUAGUCUCCUUUAUCAAAUCCUUGGUAGAAAUAUAGAGCUACACACGUGACAU
Aspergillus uvarum CBS 121591 is the source of this 2116-nucleotide messenger RNA. RefSeq names its product putative MFS monocarboxylate transporter. Gene Ontology annotation, biological process: transmembrane transport. The record is from RefSeq and is a predicted model, not a curated record. Gene Ontology annotation, molecular function: transmembrane transporter activity. The coding region runs from base 1 to 1950 and encodes 649 amino acids. The transcript is spliced from 6 exons. Lineage: Eukaryota; Fungi; Ascomycota; Eurotiomycetes; Eurotiales; Aspergillaceae. Gene Ontology annotation, cellular component: fungal-type vacuole membrane.